AUGACGAAGGGUACCUCCUCGUUUGGUAAGAGACACAACAAGACGCACACCUUGUGCCGUCGUUGCGGUAAGUGGCAUCUACAUGGGAGAGAGUCGAGUUCUGGUUUACUAGGACGCGACCACUUGCCAAAAUUCGAGAUUCGAUGCGGGUUCAAGAGACUGAUCAAUUUUCAUGUGUUUUCAGGUCGCCGAUCGCUUCACAUCCAGAAGCACACCUGCUCUUCCUGCGGUUACCCCUCGGCCAAGACCCGCAAGUACAACUGGUCCGAGAAGGCCAAGCGGAGAAAGACCGUCGGCACCGGCCGCAUGCGCUACAUGAAGGACGUCUCCCGCCGCUUCAAGAACGGCUUCCAGUCCGGUGUCCCCAAGGGUUCCGCCGGCCCCACCGCGCAGGAGUCGUGA
Messenger RNA from Colletotrichum lupini, 402 nucleotides. Its product is annotated as 60S ribosomal protein L37. Bases 1 to 402 code for a protein of 133 amino acids. Gene Ontology annotation, molecular function: structural constituent of ribosome; RNA binding. The record is from RefSeq and is a predicted model, not a curated record. Gene Ontology annotation, cellular component: ribosome; cytosolic large ribosomal subunit. The transcript has 3 exons. Gene Ontology annotation, biological process: translation. Lineage: Eukaryota; Fungi; Ascomycota; Sordariomycetes; Glomerellales; Glomerellaceae.